Molecule: messenger RNA, 1352 nt
Organism: Actinia tenebrosa (Australian red waratah sea anemone)
Lineage: Eukaryota; Metazoa; Cnidaria; Anthozoa; Actiniaria; Actiniidae
Product: creatine kinase B-type-like
Biological process (GO): phosphocreatine biosynthetic process
Cellular component (GO): mitochondrion
Molecular function (GO): creatine kinase activity
Source: RefSeq, a predicted model, not a curated record
AUGGAACAAGAAUCGAACAUAACUAAGCGUUUACUUGCUCUCACUGCUCUAGGAUGUGGUGUGUAUUUGUCAAAAGAAUUCUACAACUGGUGGCGGAAGAGGGAAAAUGAAUGGAGGACAGAAAGAAAAGGAAAUGACGGAUACAUGAGACAUCCAGCUUACGAUAGUUAUCCUGAUCUUAGUAUUCAUAAUAACCUAAUGGCUCGAUAUUUGACGCCUGAAGUCUACGAAGCUCUCAAAGAUAAGGAAACACCCGAAGGUGUUACGUUAGAGAAAGUUAUCCAAAUUGGUGUACGCUGUCCCGGUAUGCCCUGGGAACGAGCCAGCGGUGUGAUCGCGGGAGACGAAAACUCGUACCAUGUUUUCGCGCUUCUUUUUGACAAAAUAAUCAAGGAGUUACAUGAAUAUGGUCCAGAAGAAAAACACGCGAGGAACUUGGAUUGUAGCCGGAUAAUAAAAGGGAUGCUUGAUAGUAAAAGAGUAAAGUCAUUGAGAAUAAAAGCACAUCGUUCACUAAGAGGAUUCAGGCUUCCCGCAGGAUGUUCGAGAGAAGAAAGACGAGAAAUAGAAUAUGUGAUUAGAACGGCGCUGCUCAGAUUGCAAGAUGAGUUCGAGGGGGAAUAUAUCUCAAUCUGUGACUUAUCUGAGGGCUACAAGAAUCGACUGGCGGCAAGGAUGCUUCUUCCAGACCCAACAACACCAGCAAUCACGUGUUCAGGGCGUGCACGUGACUGGCCAGAAGCACGUGGUAUAUAUUUGUCACAUGACAAGUCUUUUACAGUGAUCGUAAAUGAGGCUGAUCAUUUGCAGGUGGUAUUGUUGUCUAAAGAAAAAGAGUUAGCAACGGUAUUUAAAAAGUUUACACGAGGGCUGUCAGCGCUAGAAGAAGAGCUUACAAGAAAUGGUGAAACAUUCGCCUGGGAUGGCCACUUAGGAUUCAUUACAUCUGACCCAGCGUGCCUUGGAACUGGCUUACAUGUGCAAGUGAGAUUAAGACUACGACGACUAUCUGUGGAUAACCGUCUUCACUAUGUUCUCAAAAAAUUGAAGCUAAAACGAACUAGAAAAGGCAUACCAUCCAUUGAUAUCCAUAAAGGUGAUAUCUAUGUCUGUUGUUUCAAAACUCUGGGCGUGACUGAGGUUGAGAUGAUCAAUACCUUGAUCGUAGGCAUCAGCACAUUACUACAAUUAGAAACUCUGCUUGAAAAUGGCGAGGAUAUUGACCGUUAUAUUUACACGGCCGCUAGAAGCGGUCAGGUGCCUCUUCAUAGCUUAUAAUAGGAUACAUUGUAGCCUUUUCUACGUUCAAUUGGAUGCUGUUUUUAAAAACACAGCUAGAAUCAUUAAUUUGC